Elaeis guineensis (African oil palm) is the source of this 1586-nucleotide messenger RNA. The record is from RefSeq and is a predicted model, not a curated record. Lineage: Eukaryota; Viridiplantae; Streptophyta; Magnoliopsida; Arecales; Arecaceae.
GCUGAAAACUCCGAGCGGAAGAAGACGAGACCAGGAAACCGUAGAAAAAGGGACUAAAAUUUGCCGUGAAAAACCCUAAUUUCGCCCUAUAAUUCCCCUCCCUCGGCUGAUGCGGAGGCGAUGGGGGCGCUGGUCUCCUGCUUCUCUGCCGCGGAGGAGACCAAACGGCCACGGGCUCCCCGCCGGCGCUCGGCCGUGAACGUCCCGCCCGCGGCGGCCGGGGGGAUCGGGUCCAGCGAGUGGUGGAGCAAGGGGCGGGUGGGAAGGAAGGAGCGGGCCGAGGAGGCCCUGAUCCACGAGCAGGCCCUGGCGGCGGCGGCGGCGCUGCUCGCCCAGCAGAACGGCGGAGCCCUGCCCUUCGACCGGUCGUCUUCGCUGCGGUACCCGAGCCACGGGCAGAAGAAGCCGGCGCUGCCGAGGAGCUCGAGCUCGCGUGCAAGGUCGCUCACCGAUCCGGUCGUCCAGCCCCAACAGCUCGUCCAUCAGGAUCUGAAGAUUGACAAUUUGGAGACCAACCAUUUUGUUCUUGUUCAUGGAGGUGGUUUUGGUGCUUGGUGCUGGUACAAAACUAUAGCUCUUUUGGAAGACAGUGGAUUUAAAGUCAAUGCUGUAGAUCUCACAGGUUCUGGAAUCCAUUCUUUUGAUACAAACAAAAUCACAAGUCUCCCUGAAUAUGUACGGCCACUUACUAGUUUCCUUGAAACUCUUGGCGAUGGAGAGAAGGUGAUUUUGGUGGGACAUGAUUUUGGUGGUGCUAGCAUAUCCUAUGCUAUGGAAAUGUUUCCUUCUAAGAUUGCUAAAGCUGUUUUCCUUUGUGCUGCCAUGCUCACAAGUGGGCAGAGUACUCUUGAUAUGUUCUCACAACAGGCAGAUACAAAUGAUCUAAUGCGGCAGGCUCAAAUUUUUGUGUAUGGAAAUGGAAAUGACCGCCCGCCGACAGCUAUCGAUCUGGACAAGUCAUCAUUGAAAGAAUUGCUGUUUAACCAAAGCCCUGCCAAGGAUGUUGCCUUAGCUUUAGUUUCUAUGAGGACAAUUCCAUUUGCUCCAGUGCUGGAGAAACUCUCACUCACAGACGAGAACUAUGGCUCAGCAAGGAGAUUCUACAUAGAGACCCCUGAGGACAAUGCCAUACCCCUUUCUCUCCAGCAAAGCAUGUGUGGCGCCACUCCCCCAGAAAGGGUUUUCAGGCUAAAGGGCUCCGAUCAUUCCCCAUUCUUCUCGAAGCCACAAGCCUUGAACAAACUCUUGGUUGAGAUAUCAAAGAUUGGCUCGCCUCAGGUCCAGUGAGCUACUUCUGAUCCAACAGUCUUACAUGCAAAAGGCAUGGUUUGUAUGUAAAAUUAAACGUACUUCUGUUUACCUGAUAAAUUCUUGAUAUUCAUACAAAAGAGUGCGACAUCAAUAUGUCUGAAAAUAUGGCAACUGAGUUUCUAGAAUGGUGGUUGUUGGUGCCUGCUGACACCUAGCAAUAUAGAUUCUUUUAGCCAUUUCAUCACAUCUUGUUUCUUCCCUGUAUUUGAUGUACUCACAGGUAUGUGUUUGUUUCUGUGAUUCUAGAAUGAUCAAUUUUUGGCUUGUUGAGUAAA